CACCACAAACUUUCACACACCAACAGAAAUGAUUCUGUUACAAUCAAUGCCUCGAUUACAUUCGCGAUGGUUUGGAUUUUAUAUCAUGAAAAUAAAUUUAUUGUCAACUCUAUUCAUGAGUACCGCGAUGAUGAUGACGAUGAUCAAUGUUCAAAGUGAUUCAGCUGUAACAACUGGUUCAUGUUUUGCAAAACGACUAAACAGUGGUAAUUGUAUUGGUUUAAUGAAAGACAGUAUAACACAGCUGGAAUGUUGUAAACGACGUGGUUUCUAUUUAAAUCGUCAAAUUACUCAACAAGAAUAUUUAACAGAUCAUUUGCUGUUUGAAUCCGGUACACCGAAUUGUGUACAAGCCUGUGAUGAAGAAUUACCUUCAAGCUGUAAAGGAUACGUUUGUCCUGAAGGACAUUAUUGUCGUAUGAUUAAUAAUGAACCAAAAUGUAAAUGUCGUUUACGAUGUACUGCAGCCGAUUAUUUAACUGGUCCAUUAUGUACUACGAAUUUACGACGAUUUCAUAAUCAAUGUCAUUUGAAACAAGCACGUUGCGCGUUACCAAAAGAAAGUCUUGAAGUGAUUCCAUGUCCAGAUGAAGGUUUACGUUGUUCUGAGUUGAGUAUUUUAUCAGAGAGAAAUUUCAAUUUAAAUUCUAUGCUGAAACAAUUGUACUCAGGCGGUAAUGAGAAUGAUGAUGUUGAUGUCGGUGAUGUUGGCGAUGACGUUGAAGAACAAAGCAAACAUACACCGUCAUUAUUUUCAACGCUGACUUCAACAAGUCCAACUAAUAAACCUAUUCAAUCAUCAUCUUCAUCAUCAACAAACAAUCAAGAAUAUAUUGACAAUGACAAUGAGAAUAUCAUCAUAAUGAAUCGUAAAUUACCAACUGAUUCAAAUGCUUAUCUUUUUUCAAGUAUGAACAAAUUUAACAACAAUGAUGAAUCGAUAUUCGAUGAAAAAUCCCUUUAUUCUAAUGUUGAAUUAUCGAAAGAAUUAAUUUGUAAUGCAAAUGAAUAUUGUCUGUUGCGUCAAUUUGAUGGACGUCCAUCAUGUGAAUAUUGGAGUGAAGAAUCAUGGCAAACAUUGACUACAUGUCCUGAGUCAACAUUUCAUCAACCAAUGUGUAGUAUAGAUAAUCAAACAUUUUAUAAUAGUUGUGAUUUGAAAUUAGCCGGAUUAAAGAAUCAAUUAGAGACAAGAAUUGCUUAUAAAGGAGAAUGUCGUAGCAAAGCUACUUGUUCUAACGUUGAAUGUCCAAGAGCUGGAAUGCGAUGUACACCGCAUCAUUUAACUGGUCAACCAGUAUGUAUGGAUUGUGCAAAACUACCGUUAGACUGUAAUGCAUCAUUUAGAAAUGGACAAGAAACACUGACACCAUCAGCAUCUUCAUCAUUGUCAUUAUCACCGUCGUCAGGAAUCACAGCAACAUCCACAACAACCACAAAGAGGCGAACACAAGUAUUCGGUGAUCCAGUUUGGAAAACACCAGUGCAAACAUAUGGUUGGCCAAUUGUUUGUGGAUCAAAUGGGAAAACUUAUCGUAACACAUGUUUUCUUCAUGUUGUCAAUUGUUUAAGUGAUAAAUUUGUUGAAUUGAAGAAACCAGAAUUUUGUAGUGACAAAGUUUGUUUAAUUGAAAGUAACACUACUACUAAUACUACUACUACUACUACUACUAAUUGA
Messenger RNA from Schistosoma turkestanicum, 1678 nucleotides. The record is from the annotation of a GenBank genome assembly. NCBI's taxonomy places the organism in Eukaryota, Metazoa, Platyhelminthes, Trematoda, Strigeidida, Schistosomatidae.